This is a messenger RNA of Cebus imitator (Panamanian white-faced capuchin), 3306 nucleotides long. It is a transcript of the gene MAP6, whose product is annotated as microtubule associated protein 6. Gene Ontology annotation, cellular component: microtubule; axon; cis-Golgi network. Lineage: Eukaryota; Metazoa; Chordata; Mammalia; Primates; Cebidae. Gene Ontology annotation, molecular function: microtubule binding; calmodulin binding. The transcript is spliced from 4 exons. The coding region runs from base 622 to 3165 and encodes 847 amino acids. The record is from RefSeq and is a predicted model, not a curated record. Gene Ontology annotation, biological process: cytoskeleton-dependent intracellular transport; microtubule cytoskeleton organization; positive regulation of axonogenesis.
CACGGAGACUGAGAGCUGCAGAAAAGGGUGGGGUCGCUUCCCAGGAGAAGAGGCGGCAGCAGCGGCGGCGGCUGCGGCAUCCUCGCUGGCAGCAGCGGAGGCAGCAAUGCUCGGUCUCCGCUGGGGGUGAUGGCCUCCCAUCCCUGCUAGGUGGCCGGCUGCAAUCGGAGGCCGGCGGGAAGUAGACUCGAGCCCGAUCCGCCGACCCUGCGGCCACACCGCCCGGCCCCUCCUCUGCGCCAUGGCUUAAGCCUGCAGCCAUCUCUCCUCACGUCGCCUCGCUCGGCCGAGGUCUGUGCGCCGCCGCAGCCGCAGGGAGGGGCGCGUCCCAGACACCCUCGCCGGGGACUCGGGGACGCCGCGCUUCUCGCCCUUCAGCGCUGGCAGCAGACUGCGCUCCCGAAGGCGUUUGCAGCCGGUAAUCGAGGGACUUUACCGACUCUCUUAGGAUCGCUCUCCCUGGGUGCUCGCUGACGGAGGAGGGCGAACUAGCUCCGGCUGAUCCGGGGGAGAAAACGGUGGGAAUCACAUUGGCCCGUAAGAGUAGGAGGCUGAAGGAAGAUUAGAGACUUGCUUUAGAACCACAAAAAGAAAGAGGGGACCGGCUUUGCAGCGAGCAUCAUGGCGUGGCCGUGCAUCACAAGGGCCUGCUGCAUCGCCCGCUUCUGGAACCAGUUGGACAAGGCGGACAUCGCGGUGCCGCUGGUUUUCACCAAGUACUCGGAGGCCACCGAACACCCGGGCGCCCCUCCGCAGCCACCGCCGCCGCCGCAGCCCCAGGCGCAGCCGGCUCUCGGGCCCCCCUUGGCGCGCACGGUUGCCAUAGAGACGCAGCCGGCCCAGGGCGAGUUGGAUGCAGUUGCCCGGGCAACCGGGCCAGCGCCUGGGCCUAGCGGCGAGCGAGAGCCGGCGGCCGGCCCCAGCAGGAGCGGGCCUGGCCCGGGCCUGGGCUCGGGCUCCACCUCCGGCCCCGCGGACUCGGUGAUGCGGCAGGACUAUCGGGCCUGGAAGGUGCAGCGGCCCGAGCCCAGCUGCCGGCCGCGCAGCGAGUACCAGCCCUCCGACGCGCCCUUCGAGCGCGAGACCCAGUACCAGAAGGACUUCCGCGCCUGGCCGCUGCCGCGCCGCGGGGACCACCCGUGGAUCCCCAAGCCCGUGCAGAUCCCCGCGGCCUCCCAGGCGUCGGCGCCCAUCCUCGGGGCGCCCAAGCGCCGGCCACAGAGCCAGGAGCGCUGGCCAGUGCAGGCAACUGCUGAGUCCCGGGAGCAGGAGGCGGCCCCCGGCGGAGCGGGUGGCCUGGCGGCCGGAAAGGCGUCCUGGGCGGACGAGCGCGACACGCGCAGGAAGGCCGGGCCCGCCUGGAUGGGGCGCCGUGCCGAGGGCCUGGGGCAGGAGCAGACGCCGCUGCCCACGGCCCAGGCCCUGGUCCAGGCCACCGGCCCCGAGGCUGGCAGGGGACGCGCGGCAGCGGACGCCCUCAACCGGCAAAUCCGCGAGGAGGUGGCGAGUACCGUGAGCAGCUCCUACAGGAAUGAAUUCAGGGCAUGGACGGACAUCAAGCCUGUGAAACCAAUAAAGGCCAAACCCCAGUACAAGCCCCCAGAUGAUAAGAUGGUUCAUGAGACCAGCUACAGUGCCCAGUUCAAGGGAGAGGCCAACAAGCCAACAGCAGCUGACAAUAAGGUCAUUGAUCGCAGAAGAAUACGCAGCCUUUACAGUGAACCCUUCAAGGAACCCCCAAAGGUGGAGAAACCUAGUGUUCAGAGUUCCAAACCAAAAAAGACCUCAGCGAGCCAUAAGCCCACGAGGAAGGCCAAAGACAAGCAGGCAGCGCCCGGCCAGGCCGCCAAGAAGAAGAGCGUGGAGGGCCCUGGUGCCGCCAAGCCCGCCGACAAGGAGCAAAGCAAAGAGAUGAACAAUAAACUGGCUGAGGCAAAAGAGAGCCUGGGUCAACGCGUCAGUGAUUCAAGUAAGAAUCAAGGUCCUGUAGCCACAGAGCCAGACAAGGAUCAAGGUUCUGUGGUCCCAGGCCUUCUGAAAGGUCAAGGUCCUAUGGUCCAAGAGCCUCUGAAGAAGCAAGGUUCUGUGGUCCCAGGGCCUCCGAAGGAUCUAGGUCCCAUGAUCCUGUUACCAGUCAAGGAUCAAGAUCACGUGGUCCCUGAGCCUUUAAAGAAUGAAAGCCCUAUUAUCUCAGCACCAGUCAAGGACCAAGGUCCCUCGGUCCCAGUUCCUCCAAAGAAUCAAAGUCCUAUGGUUCCAGCAAGAGCUAAGGAUCAAGAUUCUGUAGUACCAGAGUCUCUGAAGGAUCAAAGUCCUAGGGUUCCUGAGCCUGUGAAGAAUCAAGCUCCUGUGGUCCCAGCACCUGUCAAGGAUCAAGGUCCCAUGAUCCCAGCACCUGUCAAGGAUCAAGGUCCCAUGGUCUCAGCACCUGUCAAGGAUCAAGGUCCCAUGGUCUCAGCACCUGUCAAGGAUCAAGGUCCCAUGGUCUCAGCACCUGUCAAGGGUCAAGGUCCCAUGGUCUCAGCACCUGUCAAGGAUCAAGGUCCCAUGGUCUCAGCACCUUUCAAGGAUCAAGGUCCCAUGGUCUCAGCACCUGUCAAGGAUCAAGGUCCUAUGGUCUCAGCACCUAUCAAGGAUCAAGGUCCCAUGGUCCCAGAGCAUCUAAAGGAUCAAGGUCCUAUAGUCACAGCACCCAUAAAGAAUCAAGGUUCCAUGGUCUCUGAGCUUAUAAAGAAUCAAGGUUCCAUGGUCUCAGGGCCAGUCAAGGAUCGAGAUGUUGUGGUCCCAGAGCAUGCAAAGGUUCACGAUUCUGCAGUUGUGGCACCUGUAAAGAAUCAAGGUCCUGUGGUCCCCGAGUCUGUGAAGAAUCAAGACCCCAUUCUCCCAGUACUAGUUAAGGAUCAAGGGUCCAUGGUCCUACAGCCUCCAAAGAAUCAAGGUCCUAUAGUCCCUGAACCUCUGAAGAAUCAAGUUCCUAUAAUCCCGGUGCCUCUGAAGGAUCAAGAUCCUCUGGUGCCAGCACCAGCAAAGGACCAAGGUCCUGCAGUCCCUGAACCUCUGAAGACUCAAGGUCCCAGGGACCCUCAGCUACCUAGUGUCUCACCCCUACCCCGAGUCAUGAUCCCCACUGUCCCCCAUACGGAAUACAUUGAGAGCUCCCCUUGAUACUCACCCCUUGACAUGCCAAUGAAGGAGCUGACAGUGAGAAUGCUCCCCUCCCAGGGGCAGUGAAGACACAUAUUUAAUCUGCAUGAAACAUGUACAGUAGUCUUGCUGGAAUCUAAUAAAAGUGGUCCCUCUGGCUCA